AUGAGCUGCCAUUAUCUUGAAGAACUGUCUGGCGGAAGAGGAGACGAGCUUUCGCUCUAUAUCCGCUGGAACGAUGCUCGUCUUGUUGUCACCUUGAACCAUUGCCCGUUAAAACUUGCGGUACCCCCAGUGGAGAAUUCUUUCAUCGACAGAUACACUCAGGCCUGCGAUGCUGAUGACAUUGAAGAGGCUGAGGUUCUAUCAGACGAAAUUCUCGACGCUCUUGUCGACGCUGGAAGAGACAUAUUUAAUCGUCUAGCUCCGCCACCUCCCUCUGGCGAAACAUUAUUGCAAGACCUUCACACCCUGCUGUACCCCAAAGAGUAUUUCUUUUCUUUUCAAACGAUGAACGGAAAAGCAGAGGUGCGGCGCCAGGAUAGUGGUGUUAAGCAACGCCCUGUUUUCUCUACUCAGGAAAUCCAUGUCGUCGAAAAUCUUCGCAACGCAGGUUAUAUCGCCUGUGUACAAGUCGCGGGCAAGGAGAUGUGUUCAAAGGCUGGAGAUAGCAAGGGCCAGGAUGCCGCACAACGAGAGCUUGACUGCCUCUGGAAAAUUAUGAUAUCCCCUCACGCAGCUUCCAUCCGGGUACCCAAGCUUCUCGGUCUGAUCUCAACACCUGCAAAUGGCAACACUAUUGGUUUCUUGGAGGAUUAUAUCCCAGUCUCAGAAGCUUGGGAAUUGUCAACACUUGGAAAGAUCGAUGAUGUCUCUACGAUUGACGAGAGCCGUCGGAAGAAGUGGGCAUCUCAGGUUCAGGGCACAGUUGAUCUUCUUCAUGAGAUUGGUAUUGUAUGGGGUCAUGGCAAGGCUUCUAGUGUAUUGAUUCAUCGUGAAACGGACGACGCAUGGGUCAUCGACUUCGGGGGCGGCUGGACAGAAGGUUGGGUAGAUGAAGAAUUAAGUGGAACUGUGAAGGGAGACGAGAUGGCUGUGAAAAAGAUAUUCGAGUACCUGCAAGUUGCAUCAGCUAACAAAUGA
Fusarium tjaetaba is the source of this 978-nucleotide messenger RNA. Its product is annotated as kinase-like (PK-like). NCBI's taxonomy places the organism in Eukaryota, Fungi, Ascomycota, Sordariomycetes, Hypocreales, Nectriaceae. The record is from RefSeq and is a predicted model, not a curated record. The coding region runs from base 1 to 978 and encodes 325 amino acids. The transcript is spliced from 2 exons.